Molecule: messenger RNA, 1096 nt
Organism: Branchiostoma floridae (Florida lancelet)
Lineage: Eukaryota; Metazoa; Chordata; Leptocardii; Amphioxiformes; Branchiostomatidae
Exons: 4
Coding region: 232-870 (212 amino acids)
Source: RefSeq, a predicted model, not a curated record
CAAUAUUCACAACAAUGUGACCACCAACAGUGAGAUUAAUAAUAAACGUAAGCGAAGUAAUUUUCACACAAGAGCCCUUUCCGCCUGGUUUCUUCGGUAUCAGCCACACCCAUGAUCGUUGUUACCGUACCAGCAAAUAUCCACAAUGUGUCCUUAUUUGCUGUGUGACACACCGGAUACGAAGAAUAUUUUCAAUGUAAUGCAGUUUUAGCUCUGAGCGUAGGAUUAACAAUGACUAAAGUAGGCUUUCUGCCGAGGCAAUGGAUCAUGCUGGCAGUUUUGGGGAGCUUCCUCGGCUAUGGAUUCCCUACAUGCGAAGGAUGCCUAUACACGAAAGGCAAAGAGUUCGUCUUGUCAUUUCUGGAGAGCUUUGAAAACGCUAAUAACCAGCCGCAGCUGUACAUCACGAGUACGUCUGACACCUCGGUGACCAUAGAGGCCCCGGCGGAUGGAUACACCACAACAGUAGACGUGUCAGCAGACGAGAAGGUGACAGUCACGUUGCCCCGGAGCUCGGUGGAGAUGAGCGGCAGCCAAUCAGACAACAAAGCUGUGUACGUCACUUCCGACCAGGACAUCAACCUUUUGGCUGUUUCCGGUGAAGGGCUCAUCACAGGAGCCUAUAGGGUUUUGCCGAUUUCAUUUCUUGGGAGCGAAUAUUUCAUUCCCGGGUACAGCGCCUCUGGGCAACUCUCAGAAUUUGGAGUGAUCAGCGCCUACCCCGACACCACGGUCACGAUCACACCCACUCAUGACGUCACGUUUGACGGAGCGGCCUACCCCGCCGGGACAGCUUUUGACGUCGAACUGGGGGAAUAUGAGGGGCUACAGGUCCAGUCAGCGGGGGACUUAACCGGUGUGUCUCGUUAGAUAUUCUGUUUUCAGGUCGCAUGUGGACAAGCAAAUACCCUGCCACAUCAGUAGUAUAAAAAUGCCAGUACUUUCACGCAGGCAGCAUUUCCGUAACAAGACAGCCGCAUUUUUAGGACUAUCCCCCAAAUUUCCUCAGUUUGCUAUCGAUAAAAGAUCGCAUGACAUAUUUGACCGGACCCUUACUUAGCGAUUCAAAAGUCAAAUCUCUUUCAGUUCAGAUGGU